AUGAAGAACCUAGCAAAAAUAGUCAAUCGUAAGAAUAGGAAGGCUCAGAUAGAGCCGGAGAUUGUUCGCGCUGGAGCUUCAACGACUGUAAGUUUGAAUAAGGAUGAUUUUGAGAUGGAAGAUGUUGAGAAGAAGAAACAGAAUGGUGCUCUAGAACUUGAUCAUUUAGAAUUCACUUCUGAUGUUGCUCAAUUAAAUGAUCAACCUGAUGAAAAUCAACAUGCAAUUAAUGUGAUUAACGCUGCUGAUGAUGCUAAUGAGGCUGAUGAUGAAGAAAAAAGCAUGAGUUUGAUGCAGGCUUUAAAAAAAUAUCCAAAGGCUGCAGCUUGGUCUGUGUUGGUUUCCACUACUUUGGUUAUGGAAGGUUACGAUACCGCAUUACUAAAUGCUCUUUUUGCUUUACCUGUAUUUCAAAGAAAGUUUGGUUCUAUCAGUAAGGCCGGUGAGUACGAAAUCUCCUCGCAAUGGCAGAUCGGUUUGAACAUGUGCAUCUAUGUUGGUGAAAUAAUAGGUUUGCAAUUAACUGGUUUCUUGGUUUUCGGUAAUCGUUACACGAUGAUUGGCGCAUUGGGGCUAUUAACCGCUUAUAUUUUUAUCGUGUAUUACUGUCAAAUUUUGGCCAUGAUAGCUGUUGGUCAAAUUUUAUCAGCUAUGCCAUGGGGUUGUUUCCAAAGUUUGGCAGUCACUUAUGCUUCUGAAGUUUGUCCCUUGGCAUUGAGAUACUAUGUAACCACCUAUUCCAAUGUGUGCUGGCUUUUUGGUCAGAUUUUCUCCGCAGGUAUUAUGAAAAAUUCUCAAUCAAACUUGGCAGAUUCGGAGCUGGGUUAUAAAUUGCCUUUCGCUUUGCAAUGGAUUUGGCCAGCUCCUUUGGUCUUGGGGAUUUUCUUGGCUCCCGAGUCACCUUGGUAUUUGAUCAGAAAGGAUAGGUUCGCCGAAGCAAAGAAAUCUUUAAACAGAAUCUUAAGUGGUAGUGGUCCAGAGAAGGAGAUUCAGGUGGAUUUGAAGAUGGAACAAAUUAGAUUGACUAUCGAAAAGGAAAGAAAGGCCAAGCAGAAACAGGGUACAUUUUGGGAUCUUUUCAAAGGUGUUGAUGGUAGAAGAACUAGAAUUACAUGUUUAACCUGGGUGGCUCAAAAUUCAAGUGGUUCUGUGCUAUUGGGUACUCAACUUAUUUCUUCGAGAGAGCUGGUAUGGAUACUUCCAAUCGCCUUCACUUUCUCCAUUAUCUCAUACUUGCUCGGUCUUGUUGGUACCGCACUUUCUUGGAUAAUCUCAGGACGUUUAGGUAGGCGGCAGAUCUUGGCUGGUGGCCUAUUCUUCCAAAUGCUCGUCCUACUCGUCAUUGGGGGUCUAGGUUUCUCUGAUAGUCCAGGUGCCAGUAACGGUGCUGGUGGUUUGUUAUUAGCUCUGUCUUUCUUCUCCAAUGUUGGAAUCGGUUCAGUGUGUUACUGUAUCGUCGCUGAAAUGCCAUCCGCUGAACUAAGAACCCAAACGAUUGUGCUUGCGCGUAACAGUUAUAAUUUGAUGGCUGUCGUAAAUGCUAUCCUAACGCCUUACAUGUUAAACACGGGAGACUGGAAUUGGGGUGCCAAGACAGGUCUAUAUUGGGGUGGUAUGACAGCUCUGACCUUAGCAUGGGUUAUAAUUGAUCUGCCUGAGACUGCUGGGAGAACUUUUAGUGAAAUUAAUGAGCUUUUCGCUAGAGGAGUUCCUGCUAGAAAAUUCAAAUCUACGAUUGUCGAUCCUUUCGGAAAAGGAAGAAUCGCUGACGACAUACAAGACGAUGAUAAAGAAGCUGAAGUUACAAGUGUAUUCCGCCAAGAUAAUGGAAGUAUUUGCACUUGA
Molecule: messenger RNA, 1845 nt
Organism: Torulaspora delbrueckii
Lineage: Eukaryota; Fungi; Ascomycota; Saccharomycetes; Saccharomycetales; Saccharomycetaceae
Product: sugar porter family MFS transporter
Exons: 1
Coding region: 1-1845 (614 amino acids)
Biological process (GO): transmembrane transport; carbohydrate transport
Cellular component (GO): membrane
Molecular function (GO): carbohydrate:proton symporter activity
Source: RefSeq, a predicted model, not a curated record